Messenger RNA from Tripterygium wilfordii, 4239 nucleotides. Its product is annotated as DExH-box ATP-dependent RNA helicase DExH5, mitochondrial-like. NCBI's taxonomy places the organism in Eukaryota, Viridiplantae, Streptophyta, Magnoliopsida, Celastrales, Celastraceae. The record is from RefSeq and is a predicted model, not a curated record. The transcript is spliced from 19 exons. Gene Ontology annotation, molecular function: ATP binding; RNA binding. Gene Ontology annotation, cellular component: intracellular anatomical structure; nucleus. The coding region runs from base 231 to 3875 and encodes 1214 amino acids.
AAAUCUUGAGCCACAGGAUGACAGGGUCGGAAUCAACAUAUUUCAGUUUAGAAGAUGAUUUCUGUACCAAGAUUUCACGCGCCAUCGAGCGCGUCUUACUUUUAUCCAAACUCUAUAGUAUUAGGGAAUACUCGGAAAUUCCUCUAUUUCCCACUCCAAGUUGGAAAGACCUCACUGAACACGACCCGAGAAGUGAGAACAUCCCGUGACACCGCUUCGUACUACCGUGCAUGCUCCCUUCUCUCCUCUUUCCAUCACUGCCGCCGCCGCAGGCGCCAUCACCAACAGCAUUUCGUCUCACUACGUACCCGGAAACUCUAAAACCCUCGCUAUUUUCUUGUCGGUUGCUGUCAAUGAAGGAUCGGUCUCCUUCAUACGGUUCUGUUUACGUGCCUCCGCAUCAUCGCCUCCGUUCCUUUGUCACCGCACCCAAUUACUCCUCUCAUGCAAAUCCUUCACCCGAAUCCAAAGAAGGCGCGGCUCUAAAGCCUGGAGAAACUCUGCCUGACUGGCAAUCCCAGCAGCAAAAACAACAACAACUGAAGCAACAGCACCAGCCGCAGCAGUGGAGUAAUUAUUCGCGGGAUACUUCUAUUUUACGUGAUGGAGCAUCUGAGGACGGCUCUGAUUGGGAAUUCGACUCAACUUUGCCACCGGGGGUUUCUCCUUCUGUGAAUACGGAGGAGUGGAAACAGAAGCUAGACAUACUUCUGCGUGACAAGGACAAACAUGAAUUGGUCUCCAGGGAGAAAAAGGAUAGACGCCAUUUUGAUCAAAUUGCAGCUUUGGCCAGCAGAAUGGGUUUGUACAGCCAUCUGUAUGCGAAAGUUGUUGUCUUUAGUAAGGUCCCAUUGCCAAACUAUAGAUUUGAUCUGGAUGACAAACGUCCGCAGAGGGAGGUUAGCUUGCAUGCCAGUUUGCUGAGACGGGUUGACGCAUAUUUGAGUGAACACAUUUCUCAAAAAUCAAGCACAAACAAAACUUUUCCAGAUAUUUCCUUUACAAGAUCAAGUAGUAUGGGUAGUUUUGCUAAUGAUGACUGGCUGUUUGAACAGCCAGAGCUACCAGUGUCCAGUAACGCUGUCAAGGAGAAAAAAUUUUGGCGGAGAAGUUUACAACUCCGCAAUCAGCAACAAACUUGGCAGGAAUCACCAGAAGGUCGAAAAAUGUUGGAAUUUCGUGCAAGUCUUCCUGCUUUUAAGGAGAAGGGUGCCAUACUUGAAGCCAUCUCGCGAGAUCAGGUAGUUAUUAUCUCGGGUGUAACUGGGUGUGGUAAGACCACACAAAUUCCCCAGUUUAUCUUGGAAUCUGAGAUAGAAUCUGUUCGGGGAGCUGUUUGUAGCAUUAUAUGUACACAACCAAGACGAAUAUCUGCUAUGUCUGUUUCUGAAAGAGUGUCUUCAGAGAGAGGAGAGAAAUUGGGUGAAUCUGUUGGAUAUAAAGUACGGUUGGAGGGUAUGAAAGGAAGAGAUACACACCUUCUCUUUUGCACCACAGGCAUUUUGUUGAGAAGAUUGCUGGUUGAUAGAAAUUUGAAAGGUGUGACUCAUGUUGUUGUCGAUGAGAUUCAUGAGCGUGGAAUGAAUGAAGAUUUCCUGCUUAUUGUGCUCAAAGAUCUCCUUCCUCGUCGGCCAGACCUGAGGUUGAUUUUGAUGAGUGCAACCCUUGAUGCAGAAAUUUUCUCUUCCUACUUUGGUGGGGCUCUGGUCAUUAAUAUUCCGGGUUUUGCUUACCCAGUCCGCACUCAUUUUCUGGAGGAUAUUCUGGAGAUGACAACUUAUAGGUUGACCUCAUCCAACCAAAUUGACGAUUAUGGGCAGGAGAAGAUGUGGAAAAUUAACAAGCAAACAGUAAGAAAGAGGAAAAGUCAAAUUGCUUCUGUGGUCGAGGAUGCACUUCGAGCGGCAGAUCUGAAGGAAUAUAGUCUCCAAACUCAGGAAUCUUUGUCCUUUUGGAACCCUGAUUGUAUUGGUUUUAAUCUAAUAGAACAUAUACUGUGCUAUAUAUGUGAGAAAGAAAGACCUGGUGCCGUUUUAGUUUUUAUGACUGGAUGGGAUGACAUUAGUUCUCUGAAGGAAAAGCUUCAAUCUCAUCCAAUAUUGGGAGAUCCUAGUCAGGUUCUGCUACUUGCAUGCCAUGGCUCCAUGGCCAGUUCAGAGCAGAGGUUAAUAUUUGAGGAGCCAGAAGUCGGAGUGAGGAAAAUAGUUCUGGCUACAAAUAUUGCGGAGACAAGUAUCACAAUCAAUGAUGUUGUUUUUGUUCUUGAUUGUGGAAAGGCAAAAGAGACAUCCUAUGAUGCCCUGAAUAAUACUCCCUGCCUGCUUCCUUCAUGGAUAUCAAAGGCUUCAGCUCUACAAAGAAGAGGAAGAUCUGGCCGUGUUCAAGCAGGAGAAUGUUAUCAUCUCUAUCCUAGAUGCGUAUAUGAUGCUUUUGCGGAGUAUCAACUUCCAGAAAUUUUGAGGACGCCUCUGCAGUCCCUUUGCCUGCAGAUCAAAAGCUUGAAGCUUGGAAGUAUUUCUGAGUUCUUAUCUAGGGCUUUGCAAUCACCAGAAUUACUAGCGGUUCAAAAUGCAAUUGAGUAUUUGAAAGUCAUUGGAGCAUUGGACAAUGAUGAAAAUCUUACCGUUUUAGGUCGUUAUUUAACUAUGCUUCCGGUGGAACCCAAACUUGGGAAGAUGCUCGUAUUAGGUUCUAUUCUUGAUUGCCUGGAUCCAAUAUUAACUGUUGUUGCUGGUCUUAGCGCUAGGGAUCCUUUCUUAACGCCAUUUGACAAGAAGGAUCUUGCAGAGGCUGCAAAAUCUCAGUUUUCCCAUGAUUACAGUGACCACUUUGCUCUUAUCCGGGCUUAUGAAGGCUGGAAAGAAGCUGAGGGAGAUCUUAAUGGAUUUGAUUUCUGUUGGAAAAAUUUUCUUUCUGCACAAUCAAUGAGAGCAAUUGAUUCACUGAGGAAGGAGUUCUUCUCUUUGCUCAAGGAUACAGGAUUGAUUGACAGCAACGCAACCAUCUGCAAUGCGUGGAGCCAUGAUGAUCAUAUGAUACGUGCUAUCAUAUGCUAUGGAUUGUACCCUGGAAUUUGUUCUGUCAUGAACAAUGAAAAAUCUUUUUUGCUCAAAACUAUGGAAGACGGCCAGGUACUUCUUUACUCGAACUCAGUCAAUGCUCGAGAAACGAGAAUUCCGUAUCCAUGGCUAGUUUUCAAUGAAAAGAUCAAAGUGAAGUCUGUUUUUUUACGGGAUUCUACAGCUGUGUCUGACUCAGUGCUCCUGCUAUUUGGUGGUAGCAUAUCCAGUGGAGACAUCGAUGGGCACUUAAAAAUGUUAGGUGGCCAUUUAGAAUUUUUCAUGCAGCCUGCCGUAGCAACAAUGUAUAGAAGCUUGAGGAGAGAACUUGAUGAGCUAAUUCAGAACAAAUUAUUGAAUCCCAGGAUGGACAUACACGGCCAUCACGAGAUCCUAUCUGCAGUGCGAUUGCUUGUCUCAGAGGAUCAAUGUGAUGGAAGGUUUGUAUUUGGCCGCCAGGUUCUUAACUCUCCAAAGACAUAUGUUAUGGAAACGCAGCCAACCUUGGUCUCAAGGAGUGAAAGUGGACCUGGUGGUGAUAAUUCUAAGAGCCAGCUUCAGACAUUGCUUACUAGAGCAGGAUAUGCUGCGCCCUCCUACAAAACAAAACAAUUGAAGAACAACCAAUUUCGAGCCAUUGUGGAGUUCAAUGGAAUGCAAAUUAUGGGGAACCCUUGCAGCACCAAGAAAAAUGCAGAAAAAGAUGCUGCAGCUGAGGCAUUACACUGGCUGAUGGGCGGGAUGCAGACAGGGGAUGAUGAAUACAUCAAUCACAUGUCAGUGUUGCUGAAGAAAAGCAAGAAUAAUCAUAACUAGACCUGUAGAAACAGAGGACUUUUGUGGCAGUGCGAGCUGAAUAGAUGCUACCUAGGAACAGCGGUUACAGAUGAGGACGGCACAAAGGGACAUAUUUUAACGUGUCAGAGUCCAUUCCCCUAGUUCCCUUCAGUGGGAGAAAAUGGUUGGACAGCACUUACCUUGAAGCCAGCAAGCUGAUAUUGUCCAUGCAUGUAUUUGCUUGCUUUUGAAGAGGGUUGAUUGAUGGGGGGUAAAAGUGAUGUUGUAAGAUAAAAAAUUAUGGCAAAAAACAUCAGGGGAAAUGAGAGAUGAAUUUUUUUCACCAAUUUUGAUGUUCAGAUGAACUGUUUGCUCUAAUUUUAUACACUCUGAUUAUCUACAA